ACAGAGAACACAUGCGGUUUCAAGCUGGAGCAAGUUGAGAGAUGAACAGUCAAGUGGACCGCCCGGACAACGAGCGAGCACCCCCCGCUGAACGAUGAGAGGGGUCCGCUGUCGCUUUAGUUGUCUGUGCACUCCAGGGAAGUGUCCUGCUCCAGCAUGUCCAUGUUUUUCCUGAUAUUUUGCAAGACUGGUGUGAGACGCAAACUCCAGAUGCUUCCAGGGAAAAUGGUCAACACUGUCUACAGUGAUGAGGAAAGGGGAACCCAAGACAAGGAAAGCAAGGAGGAGACCAUCUUGGCCAUGUUGGGCAUCAUUGGGACCAUUCUUAACUUGCUGGUCAUCAUCUUUGUUUACAUCUACACUACGCUGUAGAGCGGUUCUACAUCAAGAACAGCAAUAACGACCAAUGUGAAGACAUCCACAGGAGGAUGGCGGUGGAGGAAAGACUGGAACGGGAUCAAAUGGGAUCUAAGACCAUACAGUGAACGUGCAAAUAUCCAGAACACUGGGUUGUACGUACAUAACGCGUGAGGCUUAUAAUGACUUUGAAGGCUUUAAAAUACAGCUCCAAUGCUCAAAAAGGACUGCAACAACUUUCGGAAAAAACAUUUUCUAAUACGAAAUAUUCUCAUCUUAAAUAUGUGUUUCAGAUUUUCUUCUACGGAAUAAACAAUGUGGACUGUACGGAGACUUUUUCUAUGAGAGUUUCUUAAUAAAACAAAUUUGUGUCAUUGUGAACAGACUUGGGAAAGAAUUUAAAUGUAUUUUUAGGUUUCUUAGGUUAUUCUUCAGAAUAACCCAACUGUGGCUUGUCUGAGUGUGU
Phycodurus eques (leafy seadragon) is the source of this 823-nucleotide messenger RNA. RefSeq names its product protein TUNAR-like. Bases 157 to 372 code for a protein of 71 amino acids. NCBI's taxonomy places the organism in Eukaryota, Metazoa, Chordata, Actinopteri, Syngnathiformes, Syngnathidae. The record is from RefSeq and is a predicted model, not a curated record. The transcript is spliced from 2 exons.